GGUACGACCCUACACUCCCGGCAAGUGACACAAAACAACAUGGAUCCUUGUACAAUAAGCAUGUAAUCAAUCUACCGGUUACGACCCCAAAUAAACUGAACAUGUUGUUAACAACCACGCGGGUUGGAUCGAGCGGGGGAAAUGGAGAAAUAGUACCAAGAAAGCCCGCUCUGAGCAAAGCAAGGGAUCGAAAGACGCCCUCUCACCCCAUCGAGCUACCUGCAGUGCGCCAUGGCAUCAUCGUCAUCGUCAUCAACUUCAUUAUCAUCUAUAUCAAACCCAACCCACUCGAUCAAGAGAAUGAAUCCAGCGACAGCUAGCACUUCCUGUAGAACCGGCGUAGCACUACCUACCUACCUACCUACCUAGUCAACAGUAGUAG
Molecule: messenger RNA, 382 nt
Organism: Aspergillus campestris IBT 28561
Lineage: Eukaryota; Fungi; Ascomycota; Eurotiomycetes; Eurotiales; Aspergillaceae
Exons: 1
Coding region: 102-320 (72 amino acids)
Source: RefSeq, a predicted model, not a curated record